AUGGAGGAAGCUAAGCCUAAGCAAGCCGCAGCACGAGAGCCUCUCCCGCGGGAGCUUUCGGGAAGAAGGGACAUGCCGCUGGUCGAGGAGCUCGAGAGGCUCCGCGCCGAGCUGGCCGCUGCCAAGGCCCGGCUCGCCGCGACCACGGCCGAGAUACCGCGCCUCAAGACCCUGAUCGAGUCCACCAACGGCGCCGUCGCCAAGGGCCAGGAAGAGGAGCGCAGGAAGCAGGCGGCUUUGGACGCGCUCCGGCGCCGGCUGGCCGGGCUCGGCCGCGGCCAGGACGACGCGCUCCGGCGUGUCCUGUCGGAGUUGACCGCGGCGCGCGGCGCCAAGGACGCGCUGGAGCGGCGCGCGCUCGUGCGGCGCCAGGUCGCGCGCGCUCUGCGGCUGGCCGAGCGCGCCCUGGCGGCCGAGGCGCACGCGCUGGCGUGGUCCGCCACGGCCGCCGCCGAGACGCUGCGGCUGGCGGCCGGUGCCGCGGGCGACGAGGCCGCGCUGCACCACGACGUCGUGGCGCUGCCGGCGCGGACGCACGAGGAGCUGAGGCGGGCCGUGGAGGCCGAGGAGAGGCGUGCCGAGGCGCGCGUGGAGGAGGCCGAGGCGGCGCGGCGAGCGGCCAGGGCGCGCCGGGCCGCGGCCGUGGCGCGGCUGGACGCGGCGCGCGCCAGGAGGCGGGAGGCGGCCGAGGCAGGCCAGGACCGGCAUGGCCGCGACGCGGAUGACAUGCGGCAGCGGCGCGGGAAGAUGGAGAAGGGGAGGGGGCAAACUAGGGGCCGGCUCGGCUCGAGGGCGCGCCUCGUCGUGAAGAAGCUGGGCGGCUUCCUCUGCAGCAAAGUGUCGAAAGCUUGA
Molecule: messenger RNA, 852 nt
Organism: Brachypodium distachyon (stiff brome)
Lineage: Eukaryota; Viridiplantae; Streptophyta; Magnoliopsida; Poales; Poaceae
Product: protein TolA
Exons: 1
Coding region: 1-852 (283 amino acids)
Source: RefSeq, a predicted model, not a curated record